AUGGCGAAAAGAAAUAGAGAAGAAAGAGAAAGCUCUCAUCCUCUUGCAGAUGAAGAAAUCACAGAUCCUUCUUCUAAUGAAGACAGUGAAAUUGAAGAUGAUAGGAAUUCUGCUCUAAAUAAAAAUAAUCAUGAAGAAUUAGAUUCAGAAGAAGAAUUUGAAGGUGAAAAUCCUGCUGAUAAAAGAAGAAGAUUGGCCAAGCAAUAUCUUGAAAAUUUGAAAGCUGAGGCAAAUGAAAUUGAACCAGUUGAUAAUGUUUCUAUGGAUGAUAAAACAAAACAAAUUUUAGAUGAUUACAAUAAUUUUGAUGCAGCAGAUUUAGACAGAGAUAUCGUUGCAGCAAGAUUAAAACAGGAUGUAGCAGAACAACAAGGUCGUGUCUAUAGGUUUAUUGCUGAUAAAUUGUUGGCUAGUGAAGCUAAGACUACUUUCACUCGUGUAGGUGACAAAUGUUUAACUGGGUUAGCCUGUUUUCAACCAGAGUUAAAUAAGUUUGAAAUUGAAGAAAGGUCAGGCAAGUCGAAGAAUAAAGGAAAGUUCUAUGCUUAUACAGUUAGUAAAGAUUUACAAUUGACUAAAUAUGAUAUUACUAACUUUGAUGAAAGACCCAGAAAAAUGAAAUUUGUCAAAGGAGGUUCCCAAUAUAUUCCAGAAGGUACCCAUGAAUUUGAAAAUACUACCGAAGGACAUUAUUCAGAGAUAUUGACCGUAGCAGCAUCGCCAGAUGGAAAAUAUGUGGUCACUGGUGGUAAAGACAGAAAAUUAAUUGUUUGGAGUACAGAAUCUUUAGCACCAAUUAAAGUUAUUCCUACUAAAGAUCGUCAUGGUGAAAUUUUAUCGUUAACAUUCAGAAAGAAUUCAGAUCAAUUGUAUGUAGCAUGUGCAGAUUUUAAGAUUAGAACAUAUUCUAUUAACCAGUUUACUCAAUUAGAAAUUUUGUAUGGUCACCACGAUGUAGUGACGGAUAUAUCAGCGUUAGCUAUGGAAAGAUGUGUUACAGUGGGAGCUCGUGAUAGAACUGCUAUGUUAUGGAAGAUUUCGGAUGAAACUAGACUGACAUUUAGGGGUGGUGAUGAUGCAGAUAAGUUAUUAAGGAAAUGGAUGAAAGAGCACGCUGUGGAAAAGGAGGAUGGUACAGUUGAAUAUCCUGAUGAAUCAGAGGCUCCAAAUUUUGUUUCAGAAGGUAGUAUUGAUGUUGUCUCAAUGAUUGAUGACUCUCAUUUUGUCACAGGUUCUGAUAAUGGUAAUUUGUGUUUAUGGUCAACAUCUAAAAAGAAGCCUAUCUAUAUUGAAAGGGUGGCACAUGGUUAUAUGUCAUCACCAUCUAAUAAUGAAAUCUCUGGGGAAGCUAAUUCUGAAGUGAGGACAAAUCAAUUACAAGGAGAUAAACUGGCACAUCCAUAUUGGAUAACCUCGGUAUAUGCAAUUCCUUAUUCAAAUGUGUUCAUAUCAGGAUCUUGGAAUGGUUCAUUAAAACUUUGGAAAAUAGAUGAGACAUUAAGAUCUUUCAGCUUGUUAGCUGAAUUAAAUGGUUGCAAAGGUGUGGUUAAUAAGAUUCAAUGUGUUGAGUCAGGCAAGCAUGGUAGAGAAACUUUUCGUAUAUUAGCUAGUGUAGGUAAAGAACAUAGGUUGGGCAGGUGGAAUACACAUAUCCCGGGUGCUAGAAAUGGUAUAUAUUCAGCAGUUAUUGCACAGACAACUUUUUAG
Molecule: messenger RNA, 1707 nt
Organism: Arxiozyma heterogenica
Lineage: Eukaryota; Fungi; Ascomycota; Saccharomycetes; Saccharomycetales; Saccharomycetaceae
Gene: RRP9
Product: ribosomal RNA-processing protein RRP9
Exons: 1
Coding region: 1-1707 (568 amino acids)
Cellular component (GO): small-subunit processome
Molecular function (GO): protein binding; U3 snoRNA binding
Source: RefSeq, a predicted model, not a curated record